CUGGACUAGCACUUAUGAAGAUCCCAAGGCGAGGUCCCGUGACACCACCCCACCACACCACAGCAGGCUGCUGGAGUCCUGGGACCACCUGGGUCUGUGGCCCAAAUCCUUCCUCCCUAAGGGGAGGGAAAGGGGUGUUCCAGCCGGGCGGGGUGGGAAGGGGUGUUUGGGCGGGAUUGUGACAUAAGAUUGCCCUGGUGACAUGGAGCAGAUCUGGACCCAAGCCUAAUAAAGGUGGCAUAAAUAAAGGUGUCAUAAAGACAGGGCGGGGCGCAUGCUUAUAAGGGGCACGAGCAUCUUAGGGUUGCCAGAAUGACUCCCGCUCAGUGCGCAGCACUUGCGUGUGUCAUGUCCCAGCUGCGUUUCUGGGGCCCAUGGCCCCUCUUCACGUGGCAACUAUUGUGUCUACUAGUCAAGGAGCUCAGCCUCUGGAGUGGGUCAAGGACCCACUCCAGCUGACCUCUAACCCCCUGGGGCCGCCUGAGCCCUGGUCUUCCCGCUCCUCCCAUCUCCCAUGGGAAUCUCCCCAUGCGCCCACUCCCCCGGCAGACCUGGGGGACUUUGAUUACCUGGGGCCCUCUGCUUCCUCGCAGAUGUCAGCCCCGCCCCAGGAAUCGACUGAAAAUUUGGUUCCAUUCCUGGACACGGAUUCAGCUGAAGAGCUGCCCCUGGGGCCAGAGCAGUUCUCCGCUGCACACCAGGAUUUAAAUGACAAGCUGACUCCGCAAGAAAGGCUCCCAGAGGUGGUCCCACUGCUGGACGGGGAUCAGAACCAGACCCUAGUUCAGCUUCCUCGUCUCAAAAGUAAGGUUCCAACUGCAGAUCUAGAUCGGGCUGCAGGUCAUCAGGCAGAUGAAAUACUUGUUCCGCUAGACAGUAAGAUUUCAAAACCAACCACAUUUAUUGUUUCGCCCAAGAACCUGAAGAAAGAUCUAGCCGAGCGUUGGAGCCUUGCUGAGAUUGUUGGAAUUCCACACCGAUUAUCCAAACCUCAGCGUGAGAAACAGACUUUGCAGGAUGAAUAUUCGAGUAUGGACACACUGUAUCCCGGCAGCCUGCCUCCAGAACUCCAGGUGAACUCAGAUGAGCCUCCAGGGCCCCCUGAGCGAGUUGGACUUUCUCAAUUCCAUCUAGAGCCGGAAACUCAAAAUCCAGAGACCCUUGAACACACCCAAUCCUCUUUACUCCAGCAAGAAGCCCCAGGGCAGUUUCCACAGCUUCCUGAGGAGGAAGAACCUUCUUCCACCCAGCAGGAGGCCCCAGCUCUGCCUCCAGCAUCCUCUAUGGAGAGUCUAACUCUACCGAAUCGUGAGGUGACAGUUCAGCCUCCAGGUGAGGAUCAAGCUCAUUAUAACUUGCCUAGCAUUACAGUUAAACCUGCAGAUGUGGAGGUUCCUGUGACUCCAGAGGCUGAAAACGAGACAGAAUCUUCCGAAGUCCAGCAGGAGUCCCCAGGUCAGCCUCCAGAGGAGGUGGAACCUUCUGCAACCCAACAGGAGCCCCCAACUGAGCCUCCAGGUCCUCCUAUGGAGCUUGAACUUUCCCCCAGUGAGCAGGAGCAGCCAGCUCAGCCUUCGGAGUCUUCUGGGGAGGUUGAAUAUUCUCCAGCCCAGCAGGAGGCCCCAGCUCAGCCCUCAGAACAUCAUGAAGUCACAGUUUCACCUCCUGGUCACCAUCAAACUCAGCAUUCAGAUUUUCCCAAUGUCUCUGUUAAGCCUCCAGAUGUGCAGCUCACCAUAGCAACAGAGCCUAGUGCAGAGGUGGGAACUUCUCCAGUUCUCCAGGAGGCUACAGCUCAGCUCUCAGGGCCAGGUAAUGAUGCAGAACCUCCCGCCAUCCAGCACGGGGGCCCACCUCUGCCUCCAGAGUUAUCGAAAGAGGCUGGACCUUCAGCAAUUCAACAGACUUCAGUUCAAUCUCCGGAACCUGUUAAUAAUGAGAACCCCUCUCCAACCCAGCAGGAGGCUGCAGCUGAGCAUCCACAGACCGCUGAGGAGGGUGAGUCUUCUCUAACCCAGCAGGAGGCCCCAGCUCAGACUCCAGAGCUCCCUAAUGUAGUUGUAGCUCAACUUCCAGAGCAUCAUGAGGUAACAGUUUCCCCUCUAAGUCAUGAUCAAGUUCAGCUUCCAACAUUGCACCAUGUCACUGUUAAUCCUGUCGAUCACGUGGUUACCAUGACUCCAGAUUUCAUUAAUCAGGUUGCAAUGUUAACCCAACAGGGGGCCCCAGCUCAACCCGUAAUGUCCCCUGAGCAGUUUCAACAUUUGAAAGACCAGCAAGACAUUAUAACUCAGCAGCUAAACAGACCUGAAAAUUAUGAACUUCCUCUAGUCCAUAAAGUGCCCACAACUCAGCUUCCAACUCAGCUCUCCUCAAACUUUGAAAGUUCACUGAAUGAUGAAGCAAUAGGUUCACCUCUAUAUAUGUCACAUCUAGAUGUAGAUAUGGGGCUUACCAGACCUACAGUAGUCACUAUGCGGGUACAACCUUCUCCAGUCCAGCAGGACGAUCCUUCUGUUCCCACUGAGCAGGCUGACUUUUCUCUAGCCCAGCCUGAUCUCCCUUCCCCACUUCUGCAUUCUCCUGAAAAGACUGAAUCUCCAGUCCAGCAAGAGGCCACAGCUCAGAUUCCAGAUUCCUCUAAGGAGGCAGAACCUUCUCCAGUCCAGCAAGAGUUCCCAGCUGAGCCACCAAAGCCCCCUAAGGAGGUUGACCCAUCUGCAACCCAGCAGGAAGCCUCAGGUCCUCCUCUGAAGUCCACUGAAGAGAUCAGUCCUCCACUGCAGCAGGAGAUACCAGUUCAGCCAUCAGAGCCACCUGAGAUGGUCGAGCUAUCUCCAGUCCUACAGCAGGCCCCAACUCAACUUUUAGAGCGACCUAAAGAGGUAGAAUCCUCUCCAGUACAGCAGGCAGUCCCUGCUCAGUCUUCAGACCCCCCUAUGGUGAUAGAACCCUCUCUGACCCAGCAGAUGGCCCCAUCUUUAUCUCCAGAGUUCCCUCAGGAGGUGGAACCAUCUCUAACUCAGGAGGAGGUUCCAGCUCAGAUUCCAGAGCCCCCUAUGGAGGCAGAACCUUCUCUGACCCAGCAGGAGGCCACAGUUCAGGCUCCAGAGCCCCAUCAGGAGGUAGAAACUUCAAGGCAGCAGAUGAUCCCAGUGCAGCUUUCAGAGCCACCUAAGGAGGUUGCAGCUCAACCUCCAGCUCAUGAUGAGGUGACAGGCCCAACACCAGGUCAGGAUCAAGCUCAGCAUUCAACAUUGCCCAGUGUCACAGUUCAGUCUUUGGACCUGGGACUUACCAUCGUUCCAGAACCCACUAUGGAAGUUGAAUAUUCUACACCCCUGAAGAAGACUAUAGUUCCUGCAAAGCACCUUAAGGUGACACUUCCACAUCCAGACCAGGUUCAGACUCAGCAUUCACACCUGACUCAAGCCACAGUUCAACCUUUGGACCUAGGGUUUACCAUCACUCCAGAAUCCACGACAGAGGUUGAACUUUCUCCAACCGUGCAGGAGACCCCAACUCAGCCUCCUAAGAAAGUUGUACCCCAUCUUCUAGUAUAUCAAGAGGUAACAAUUCCAACACCAGGUCAGGAUGAAGCUCAGCAUCCAAUGUCAUCCAGCGUCACAGUUCAACCUUUGGACCUGAGACUUACCAUCACUCCAGAACCCACUACGGAGGUUGGACAUUCUACAGCCCUGAAGAAGACUCUAGUUCCUCCAAAGCACCCUAAGGUGACACUUCCACAUCCAGACCAGGUUCAGACUCAGCAUUCACACCUGACUCAAGCCACAGUUCAACCUUUGGACCUGGGGCUUACCAGCACUCCAGAGCCCAGUACGGAGGUUGAACCUUCUACAGCCCUGACAACUACAGCUCCUCCUCCAGAACACCCUGAGGUGACACUUCCACCUUCAGACAAGGGUCAGGCUCAGCAUUCACACCUGACUCAAGCCACAGUUCAAUCUUUGGAUCUGGGGUUUAUCAUCACUCUGGAACCCACUAAAGAGGUUGAACUUUCUACAGCCCUGACGACUACAGCUCCUCCUCCAGAACACCCUGAGGUGACACUUCCACCUUCAGACAAGGGUCAGGCUCAGCAUUCACACCUGACUCAAGUCACAGUUCAACCUCUGGCCCUGGAGCUUACUAUAACUACAGAACCUACUACAGAGGUUAAACCAUCUCCAACCACAGAGGAGACCUCAACUCAGCCUCCAGACCCGGGGCUUGCUGUAACUCCAGAGCCCACUACAGGGACUGGACAUUCUACAGCCCUGGAGACGACUACAGCUCCUCGUCCAGACCAGGUUCAGACUCUGCAUCGAAAACUGACUGAAGUCAGAGAUCCACAUACUGAACUAGAACCUACUCAGGACUCACUGGUGCAGCCUGAAAGUCACGCCCAAAAUAAGGCUUUAACUGCACCAGAGGAACAGAAGGCCUCCACAAGCACCAACAUAUGUGAGCUCUGUACCUGCGGAGAUGAGACACUGUCAUGUAUUGAUCUCAGCCCAAAGCAGAGGCUCCGCCAAGUGCCUGUGCCAGAGCCCAACACCUACAAUGGCACCUUCACCAUCUUAAAUUUCCAAGGAAACUAUAUUUCGUACAUUGAUGGAAAUGUAUGGAAAGCAUACAGUUGGACCGAGAAACUAAUUCUCAAUGAAAAUUAUUUGACUGAAUUACAUAAAGAUUCAUUUGAAGGCCUGCUAUCCCUCCAGUAUUUAGAUUUAUCCUGCAAUAAAAUACACUCUAUUGAAAGACGUACAUUUGAACCACUACCAUUUUUGCAGUUUAUAAAUCUUGGUUGCAAUUUACUCACAGAACUGAGCUUUGGAACAUUUCAGGCCUGGCACGGAAUGCAGUUUUUACACAAGUUAAUUCUCAAUCGCAAUCCUCUGACAGCUGUUGAAGAUCCAUAUCUCUUUGAACUGCCAGCAUUAAAAUAUUUAGACGUGGGAACAACGCAAGUUUCACUUACAACACUUAAGAACAUACUCACGAUGACUGUUGAAUUGGAAAAACUGAUCUUACCUAGCCAUAUGGCCUGCUGCCUCUGCCAAUUUAAAAACAGCAUUGAGGCUGUGUGCAAGACAGUCAAGCUGCAUUGCAACAGUGCAUGUCUGACAAACACCAUACAUUGUCGUGAGUCUAAAUUGCCUGGUGAUCGUUAUAUUAUUUUAAGUAUUUUGAUAAUUUCUUCAUAUAGUGCAAUGUACUGUCAGCUACGGUCCCUCAUCCCCAGCGAGGAUGUGAGAAGGUUUAUUUCUCAUGUUAUCCGGACCUUAAAGAUGGACUGCUCUGAAACCCGUGUGCAACUGACCUGUGCCAAGCUCAUCUCCAGGACAGGCCUCCUGAUGAAGCUUCUCAGUGAGCAGCAGGAAGUAAAGACGUCCAAGGCAGAAUGGGAUACGGAACAAUGGAAAACUGAGAACUAUAUUAAUGAGAGCAUGGAAGCCCAGAGUGAACAGAAAGAGCAGAAGUUGAGUGAGCUCACAAAAGAAGUUCCAGGAUAUGGCUAUAACAACAAACUCAUCUUGGCAAUAUGUGUGACUGUAACACUGAUUAUUUUGAUUACAAUUUUCUGCCUCAUUGAGAUUCAUUCGAAGAAGAGAAGGGCAUCAAAGGAAGAUAACUUGAGCCCAAGCUAAGUCGUCUGGAUGGCCUGGAGCCAUGUUUGAAAAAUUUUAUUACUGUAGAUAAACCACUUUAGAUUGAUGUUGACACCUAAUGACCAACAUCGGGAAUUGCCACAUAACAGAGGACAACGCAACAAGACCAGCUAUAUUUCUUACAAACGCAGACUGGUGUGAGCACAUGGCAUGAUCCAAGAGUGCCCAGCGUCUCCUCUCAGGCUGGAGUUUGGUGGCGUGAUUCCAACUCACCUCCUGGGUCAAAUGAUUCUCCUGCUUCAGCCUCCAGAGUAACUGGGAUUACAGAUGUAUUCUUCAGCCUUGAAAGGAAGGAAAUUCUGAUGCGUUACAACAUGGAGAACCCUGGAGGGCGUUAUGCCAAGCGAAAUAAGCCAGUCACCAAAGGAGAAAUACUGUGUGAUUCCACUCACAUGAGGGUGAUGACAACUCCGUGAGGGUGGAGAUUAUACGUCUCUCAUCAUUUCAGCAACAAGGAAAUAAAUUAGUGGCAGAGUAAGGGUGACUUGAGCUAUCAGCUUCCCAGUUUACAAAAUUAAUCAAGAAAUAAUGCGGGGCCACUGGCACAAAUGAGGCAUCUCCUGGAAGCUUAACUUCCUAUCCAUCCCAUCUCUUGGACAGAUGAUGCCAGUUAAUUACUAUGAAUGUAAGUAUUUUAUCCAAAAGCACUUAUGUGUCUAAACAGAUUCCUACAAAUCAACACAAAAAUGGUAAAUAAUUCAACAGAAAAAUGGGCAAAAGCUUAUCAUUAUCAACAAAUAAGAAGAAGGAAACCCUAUGCCAGGUAGCACCAAAGCUUUGGUCCAGUGCCCUCUGUUGAAACAUCCUAGGCUUUUUAUUUCCACACCUAUUACAACUGACCUGAUUUGGCCCCUUCACAUUUUACUCAUAGAUUUUGCUAAACCUUUCUAUUUUGUCUCCCUGAAUUAAGCUUUUCCUUUUGGACACAUUACAUAUGGAUUCUAAAAUAAUCCUUUGCAUGUCUACACUUGAACAUAAAGCAAAAAACAAAAUAAAAAAAAUAAUCCUCCUGUUUUAAUCA
Molecule: messenger RNA, 6693 nt
Organism: Cercocebus atys (sooty mangabey)
Lineage: Eukaryota; Metazoa; Chordata; Mammalia; Primates; Cercopithecidae
Product: leucine-rich repeat-containing protein 37B-like
Molecular function (GO): protein binding
Source: RefSeq, a predicted model, not a curated record